AUGAACUUUCCAAAACUGAUGAUUGAACAUUUGGUUUUCUAUGCUGCUAAAACUACUAUUCCAUAUGGAUCUCUCCUUACUGUGUUGUUUAAGUCUUUUGGGAUUGAUGUUGAAAGUGAGUCACCCACUUAUAUUAAACCUGAGAACAUUCUUUCGAAACAAUCUUUGCUUCGCCUGAGCCUUAAACUUGAGAGUGGGAUAAUUACUUUCUUGACUAGAGGAGGAGAGGAGAAAAAUAGUGGAAAAGGGAAAACACAGGUUGUAGAGGGAGAUACAAGUGAGUCAGAAGAGGAGGAAAGUGAAUCUGAAAAAGAAGAAAGUAAAGAAAAAGGAGAGGAAGACAAAGAGGAGGAAGAAAUUUCUGAGGGGGAAACACAGGAGGCAGAACCUGAGAAAGAAGAGGAGACUCAGAGUGAGGGGGAACCAAGUUCAGAAAGUGAGAGUCUUGACCUCCCUUUUGUUCCUGUGUUUAAAGGGGAACUCAGGAGGAGCAAGAGGAAAAUUGUCAAACCUACUGCUUCUACUCUAAAGCCUGUGAUUAUUGAAGACAUUAGUUCUUCAGAUCACUCUGACCCUGAUUUUACCCCUACACAAGUUCCUUUUGCUUCUGAGCCAUCUUCUGUUCAUGACUCCCCCCCCAAAACAAGCUAAACCCUCUUUCACUC
Chenopodium quinoa (quinoa) is the source of this 665-nucleotide messenger RNA. RefSeq names its product histone chaperone RTT106-like. Bases 1 to 651 code for a protein of 216 amino acids. Lineage: Eukaryota; Viridiplantae; Streptophyta; Magnoliopsida; Caryophyllales; Amaranthaceae. The record is from RefSeq and is a predicted model, not a curated record. The transcript has a single exon.